Molecule: messenger RNA, 1707 nt
Organism: Klebsormidium nitens
Lineage: Eukaryota; Viridiplantae; Streptophyta; Klebsormidiophyceae; Klebsormidiales; Klebsormidiaceae
Source: the annotation of a GenBank genome assembly
AUGCCUGUGGUCAGAGACUGCGUGUACAGCAGCUUGAGCGCAGCUACAGGAUUUGAGGUCGUCCCAGCGGGGGGGGAGCGUCUGCAGAAUGCACGGGAGGCCCCGCUGGUGGAUGAUGGCGAGAUUUCAGGGGGGGAUGUUCAGGAGGGAGAGCAGGAGGGGGUGCUUGUUCAGGAGGGAGGAGAGGAGGGGGAUGUGCAGGAGGGAGGAGAGGGAGGAAGGAGGCAGGAGGAGGAGGCUGAGGUCGAGUUCCUCGAGGCAGGAGAGACAGAAAUUGAGCCGGCGUCAUCCGCGGCUGCGAAGCCCUCCGCCCCUGCCCCCCUUGAGAACCAGGCUCCUGAGUUCCAGCCUGCUCCCGUGCCUCAAACGACUGAUUCUCAGACGGAGCAGAGCCCCCAGGAUCUUACCCCCGUCGGCCUCUUCUCAGGCGACGCCUUCGCGAUCGAGAUCCCCCGGGCAGCCUCCGCUAACGUCAUGCUGUUCUCACAGACCUCUGUCAACCCGUUCUCAGGAGCCUCUUACCCCCCGCUGCCAGAGCAGUCCCUCGAACCGGAAGCAGAAUCAACAGAAAAGUCCUCAAAAAGCAUCCAAAAAAAGGAGAUCGAAAAGAUUGAUGCGAGGGAGCAGGAGGUGGAAGAGGUUCGAACGGCAGAGGGGAAUUUAGAAACGAUCUGGGGGGAGCCUGUGGCGGCAGAAUUGAGGGGGGAGGCUGAGGGUGCGGCAGAAAUGGACGAGGGGCCGAUUCACACCACGCUGGAGGAGGCGCAAGUCGGCAGGCGGGGAGACGAUAGCGGCGCUGAGGAGCAGCGGCCGAGCAAGGGGCCCUUGGACCACCUGUUUGCGGACUUCGCGUGCCCCCCCAAAUUCGUCAGCAAGUGGAAGCUGGUUAAGGAGCUCGGCCGGGGUGGAGAGGCAGUGGUCUAUCACGUGCGAGCUGCCGACGAGGCCGGCACGUGGCGCGACUACGCGAUGAAGGUCGAGCUGCCGGGAGAGGACGGGCGGUACUUGAACAACCAGAUCAACGAGGCCCGCUUCAUGGACGCGUGCCGCGGCCCGCGCGUGAUGCCGCUCGCGGGGUACGCCCUGGUGCGCGGCCGCGUCGCGCUCCUGCUGCCGCUCGCCGACGCGGCCGCGCCGCUCUUCGUCGCGGGCAGGGUGCUCGCGAGCGCGGCCGACUUCUACUGGGCCACGUGGCUGGGCCUGGAGAUCGCUCGAGGAGUCGGGGACAUCCACCGGGCGGGCGUGGUGCAUCGUGACGUCAAGCUGGACAACGUGCACCUGCUCGGGGGAGUGCCCUGCGUCAGCGACUUCGGGCUCGCCCUCCGACCGCACGAGGCCGCCGCCAGCGGAGUGACGUCGACCGCUGGCUACUGCCCCCCGGAGGCUCACGACCGGCAGUCCCAGGACAUGACGGGGGACAUCUUUGCGGCUGGCGUCACCUUCUACACGCUCGUCACGGGCAGGCUGCCCUCCGAUGGCUUUACUUUCGACAUUGAGCUGCGGCUCCACCUGGCGGACGGCGGCCGCUACCCCUGGCCCGCGGAGUGCCGCGCGGUGGGGCAGCCGCUGAUUGACAUCGUCGAGGCGUGCUGGGAGCAAGACGCGGCCGCGCGGCCGACCGCGGCCCACCUCGCGCGGCGGCUCGAGCUGCUGCUCGCGCGCAUGCGGCAGCUGGUCAAGGCGCAAGGCGGGGACGUGACGGUUUAG